This is a messenger RNA of Porites evermanni, 624 nucleotides long. The record is from the annotation of a GenBank genome assembly. NCBI's taxonomy places the organism in Eukaryota, Metazoa, Cnidaria, Anthozoa, Scleractinia, Poritidae.
AUGUUGUUUGAGAAAACCAAAUCCAAUGGUAUCUACAACAUUGUUGACCAAAACAACAUUUCGUUCCCAGUUUAUUGUGAAUUUGGUUCCGAGACUGGUAUGGCAUGGACUCUGAUCCAGUCCCACUCGUUCCAAAACAAUGGCGCGUUUACAGACAAAACAUUCUACCUGUACAACCUGCCAAUCAACCAAAAUACACCUGAAUGGAGUAACUACCGUCUGUCGAUGUCCCGUAUGAAGUCAAUCGGGAACAUCUCCACUCACUGGCGAGCCACUUGUCAUUUUCCUACAGAUGGGAUGGACUACCGGGAUUACUGGAAAGUUUCUGUAGAAAGUUUGGAUCUUUUUGUGGAGCCUCCAACACAUGACUUCUGUGUUUUCUCUGAGUUUGUCAACGUUCGUGGAAAUGAGUGCACCAAAUGCACAGUUUUCACUGCGUACUCUGACACUUACACUCUGCACAUGGACAGCUGGUUUGGCUACUCAAGAGGCUGUGAAUUUGACGGACAGCCUGGAGGAGUAUAUAACGAAGACAACUUUGGUUAUUACGGUGCAACUAACCCCGCUUUUCGCUGCACCUCGUCAGCGAACUCGACUACACAGUUCUGGCUUGGAAGUUCUUAG